UUCAUCUCUCAUGAUUCCAACAAAAGCAAUGGCUUCUACUACUCUUCCUCUUCUUCUUCUUCAUCUUCUUCUCUUAGCUGCUUGCAUGGACUGGGCUAAGAGUGAUCGGCCAGCUACAAGUUUUUAUGAAAAUUAUGAAGGAUCAUGGGGUGGAGAUCGAAUACAGAUAUUGAAUAAGGAAACUGAGGCUUCGCUUUUCAUGGACAAAGCUUCAGGUUCUGGAUUUGGAUCAAAGCUUAAAUACGGUUCUGGGUUCUUCCAUAUGAAGAUAAAGCUGCCAGGAAAAAACUCAGCUGGAGUUGUAACUGCUUUCUAUUUGGCUUCUGACUCAAGUACCAACCAUGCUGAACUGGAUUUUGAGUUCCUUGGCAACCUUGAAGGGAAACCCAUAAUUCUUCAGACAAAUGUCUUUGCAAAUGGGAAAGGAAAUAGAGAACAAAGGAUCAGAUUAUGGUUUGAUCCUUCUGCUGACCUUCAUGACUACAAAAUACUAUGGAACACUAAUCAAAUAGUGUUUUAUGUGGAUGAUACACCAAUUAGAGUAUUUGCUAACAAAGAGAAUAUAGGAGUGGGUUAUCCAUCUCAACCAAUGCAAUUAAUAGCAAGCUUGUGGAAUGGAGAUAGCUGGGCUACUGAUGGAGGCAAGACUAAAGUAGACUGGUCUUAUGCUCCAUUUAAUGCAAUUUUUCAAGGUUUUGAUGUAGAUGGAUGCGUUUCAGUAAGUUCACAUGAUGCUCACUGUUCAUCUCCCUCAUUAUGGUGGAACUCAGCAAGAUAUCAACAGUUAAGUGCUUCUGAAAAAUCGGCUUAUCAGAACGUCAGGAGAACAUAUAUGACCUAUGAUUACUGUAAUGAUGUUCAAAGGUUUCCAAACCCUCCACCAGAGUGCCCUCAAUGAAGAAUUUGGAACUUUUAGUUUGAAUGAAAUGCUACACAUGUGCUUUGUUUUUAUGAAGAAAAUGGAAUAAAUGUAAAGGAUCAUAUAUAUUUGACAUUUUCAAUCAUUCUAAAUUAAAUGAUGUAUGUUCUUUGGCAUAAAUUAUUAAAAUUAUUAUGGGAUGGGUUUGUUUGUAA
Messenger RNA from Dendrobium catenatum, 1074 nucleotides. Its product is annotated as xyloglucan endotransglucosylase/hydrolase protein 2. The transcript is spliced from 4 exons. Gene Ontology annotation, biological process: cell wall biogenesis; xyloglucan metabolic process. Lineage: Eukaryota; Viridiplantae; Streptophyta; Magnoliopsida; Asparagales; Orchidaceae. Gene Ontology annotation, cellular component: apoplast; cell wall. Bases 11 to 898 code for a protein of 295 amino acids. The record is from RefSeq and is a predicted model, not a curated record. Gene Ontology annotation, molecular function: hydrolase activity, hydrolyzing O-glycosyl compounds; xyloglucan:xyloglucosyl transferase activity.